AUGGAUCCUUCACAGAAGAAUCUCUACAAAAAUGUGAUGAUGGAGACCUAUAUGAACCUCACAGCUAUAGGCUACAAUUGGCAACGUUUUGAAGUUGAAAAACAUUGUCAAAGUUCUCAAAAUUAUGCAAGGCAUGAAAAAACACAUCCUGGAGAGAAAUCCUAUGAAUAUACUCAAUAUGGUAAAACCUUUGCACAACACUGUCAUCUUCAAAGGCAUGAAACUACACAUACCGUUAAAAGACUAUAUGAAUGUAGUCAAUGUGGCAAAGCCUUUGCUCAUUGGAAAGUUCUUCAGUUGCAUAGAAGAACACACCUUGGAGAGAAACCCUAUGAAUGUAAACAAUGUGGUAAAGCCUUCACACAGUCCAGUCAUCUUGAAGUACAUAAAAGAACACAUAAUGGAGAGAAACCUUAUGAAUGUAAUCAGUGUGGAAAAGCCUUUGCUCAAAACAGUGCUCUUCAAAGGCAUGAAAGAACACAUACUGGAGAGAAACCCCAUGUAUGUAAUCAGUGUGGUAAAGCCUUUGCUCAACACAGUGCUCUUCAAAGGCAUGAAAGAACACAUACUGGAGAGAAACCCUAUGAAUGUAAUCAGUGUAGUAAAGCUUUUUCUCGUCAUAGUAAUCUUCAAUUGCAUGAAAGAACACAUACAGGAGAGAAACCCUAUGAAUGUAAUCAGUGUGGUAAAGCCUUUGCUCAACACAGUGCUCUUCAAAGGCAUAAAAGAACACAUACUGGUGAGAAACCCUAUGAAUGCAAUCAGUGUGGUAAAGCCUUUGCUCAUCAUAGUAAUCUUCAAUUGCAUAAAAGAACACAUAUGGGAGAGAAACCCUAUGAAUGUAAUCAGUGUGGUAAAGCCUUUGCAGAGCCCAGUCAUCUUCAAGUACAUAAAAGAACACAUACUGGAGAGAAACCCUAUGGAUGUUAUCAGUGUGGUAAAGCCUUUGCUCAACACAGUGCUCUUCAAUUGCAUGAAAGAACACAUACUGGUGAGAAACCUUAUGAAUGUAAUCAGUGUGGUAAAGCCUUUCCUGGACACAGUGCUCUUAAAUUGUAUGAAAGAAUACAUACAGGAGAGAAACCCUAUGAAUGUAAACAAUGUGGUAAAGCCUUUGUACAGCCCAGUCAUCUUCAAGUACAUAAGAGAACACAUACAAGAGAGAAACCCUAUGAAUGUAAUCAGUGUGGUAAAGCCUUUGCUAAAAACAGUGCUCUUCAAAGGCAUGAAAGAACACAUACUGGAGAGAAGCCCUAUGAAUGUAAUCAAUGUGGUUAA
Molecule: messenger RNA, 1278 nt
Organism: Peromyscus eremicus (cactus mouse)
Lineage: Eukaryota; Metazoa; Chordata; Mammalia; Rodentia; Cricetidae
Product: zinc finger protein 431-like
Exons: 3
Coding region: 1-1278 (425 amino acids)
Biological process (GO): negative regulation of transcription by RNA polymerase II; regulation of immune system process; regulation of cytokine production
Source: RefSeq, a predicted model, not a curated record